AUGAAUGCGUCCAAUCCAAAGGGAGAGAAAAACAUGCUGAUAUAUGACAAGUCCAGCAAGGUGGGAUGCAUCUACUUCAUAGGCAUCAGUAGCAACUUCUAUCGGGGCAGAGUGAUUCUUAAAAAAAACUGUAUCAGUGAUAGAAUAGUGAGAUACACCAACUUAAGCGAAAAUUUGUUGUUAAUAAAAAAUGGAAAUUAUAAUUUUAAACAAUCGGCAAUAUUAAUUAAAGGGAUAACCAUCUUUCUCCACAGGCAGCUGGAGGUGUUACUAACUGAUUUCUACGCCAUGUAUAAGAAGUGCUUAUUCAGUAGCAUCAAUCAAUGUAGGCUCCAAACUGGUAUGAUAAAAAAGUGCAGGGCGAACAGAAGAAGGCACAGGGCAAAGAAAAAUGUGCUAUCUUUGCAGGACGAGGAACCAACUUAUGGAGACAACUACAUCGGAGACCACAAUGACGGCACUUUUCGAAGGAAAAAGGCCAACUACCUAAACAAAAACAAAAACAUAGCAGACAUAAACGAUUUAAUGCUGAAAGAAAGCAACGAACUGUAUGAGAAUGACUACCACUUUGAAAAUGAAGGCAUCCUACAUGAUGAAAAUGUGAUAUAUCAAGAUAUGCUAACUAACACCUCUUCCUUCGCUUGCUCCAAAUUUAACAACUUGUACACAAUUAACAAUGGGGUGGGUAAUAUGAACACAAAGGACAGUAGUAGAGAUGCAAACCUACAGAGUAACUUAAACAACACAGCAUUCUUAAAAUAUAAUACGUUAAACAUUAAAAGGCACACAAAUGCAGAAAGAAAUAACUACUCCAAUGAUAGUUUACUCGUGAAUAAAACUCUGAACAAAAAGAACUUCUCCUUCAAUGUCAUGAACAGCAGUCUCCUGUUCAGUGGGAAUAUUCCGCAUGGGAAGGUAUCCAAUAAUUUGGGUAGCACCCACCGUGGGGGCGGUAACAUCCUUCGUAAGGACAAUACCAAGGGAGGGGGAGACCACCCGCGGGAGGACGAAAAGAAGAACAAACGAAUCUUUGCACAAAUCGAUAAGGAUACCAUUCUGAGGGAUAACAUCUGGGAAGAAACCAAGAUGAAUAAGAGGCAAAACUCAGAUAAUCAAUUUAGUACCCAUUUCAAAGGGGGGAGUUACGUUUUUUUUCUUCUAUACAAUGAUGUGAAAAAUGGUCCAAGUGAUAAUUCAAUAUCUUCCUCUUUCCAUUCGUAUGAACAAGCAAAAAAUUUCAUCAACUUUGACACAAGGAAGGAUGUUUACAACCUAUUCGGUAAUGACCUCAUACAAAAUGAGAAAAUCAACAUGCAACCAAACAACUUUAAGUUGCUUCAAACGAAAUCGACAGUGUCCUCCAUAAAUGAGAGGAAAAAUAAACAGAACCACCUAAACUUUGAGCAGUUACGAGCAAACUUUAAUGAAGAAUAUUUUUUAAAAACUGAGUUGCAGCAUAACCAUGGCGGGAAAAGAUACUCCAAUGGCUCUUUCGGUAACAGCUACGACCAAAUGGAUUACAACUUCGACCAAGUGGAUUACAACUUCGACCAAGUGGAUUACAACUUCGACCAAGUGGAUUACAACUUCGACCAAGUGGAUCACAACCUCGACCAAGUGGAUCACAACCUCGACCAAGUGGAUCACAACUUUGACAGGAUGAGUGGCUUCUCCCGGAAAAAUUAUGAACACAGAAAAUCGCAACCAAACGGAGGACAUAAGAACAAAAGUGGGAAAGACUGCAAAGAUGUCUACACCUUCAGUGACACUUUCAAAGAUUCCCUCAGUGUCCCAUCCAGCAAACUAGUGAGUAGGAGAUCCUUCACCUCUUCGGAGUAUAAAUAUAACGAAGAAUUAAUCAAGCUGAAAAAUUAUUUGCACAAAAUAAGUGCAAACUGUUCCAAUGUCUUAGAAUUCGAUCGCAUAUUUCCUGUGAACAGAAUGUCCGACAAGAACAUCUCCAUCAUAUUUUACAACUUUCUCGUACUGGCCUCAAAUGCAGAAGUGGACGUGACUCAGAAUUAUCCUGACAGUAAAAUUCUCAUACAAGUAUGUUGA
Messenger RNA from Plasmodium inui San Antonio 1, 2058 nucleotides. RefSeq lists its product as hypothetical. The record is from RefSeq and is a predicted model, not a curated record. NCBI's taxonomy places the organism in Eukaryota, Apicomplexa, Aconoidasida, Haemosporida, Plasmodiidae. Bases 1 to 2058 code for a protein of 685 amino acids. The transcript has a single exon.